AACGAAUAUACAGACGAGUUUGAAAAUCCAGAGGCCAGAGAUGACAGCGAGUUCUGGAGGAAAGGAUCGUAGCGGCGCCUUCUGUUGGUCGCUGGCAGUGGCAGGUGUUUAUCGCGAUCAGUGUAACGGCUCUGAUUCUGCUUCUGCUGAUCAUCACAGUGUCUGUAAGCCAUGUGAAGUUUGACAGGAAGUUCUCAACUGCAGAGAUGAACGUACAGAAUCUGACGCAAACGCUCGUGAGCGUCAUAACCAGAACACGUGACCUAGAGGAACACGGACAUAAACUGCUUUUGGAGAUCAGCAAUCUGGAGCUUAAUCAAGAGACGAUGCAAAGCAUGGUUAAUGAUAUGUCGGAUUCAGCGCAGGUGCUCCGUGACAAAGUUUCGAAUCUGAAAUGCCAGAUUAACAAGAUAAGGAACAACAACACGGAGGAGCUGUGCUGUCCUGAUGGAUGGCUGCUGUUUUCCUCACACUGUUAUUUCUUCUCUGAUGACGGGAUGCCGUGGGACGCGGCCAGAGACGAGUGUAAGAAGAAGAGAUCAGAGUUGCUCGUCUUAAAAAGCAAACAGGAGAAGAGUUUCGUGGCCAGUAAGACCAGGCCUCUGUUCUACUGGCUGGGUUUGACUGACGCCCACACCGGUGAGUGGGAAUGGCUGGACGGGACGCCGUACACGAUCAUCAGGAGUGAAUGGAUGCCCGGUCAGCCGGAUGACUGGACGGCUCACGGUUUGGGAGGUGGUGAAGACUGCGCUCACUUUCAUCACGACGGACGCUAUAAUGACGACCACUGCUCUCGGCGCUACCGCUACGUCUGCAAAGCUCACGCCUCCUCCAUCUGAGACACGAAUGUCCUUCACAGCGUCAACACUUUACAACAAAACUACAUCAAACCAACAAACAACAUCAGUGUGAAUAUAAACACUAAAAAUGUUUAAUAUUUCAAGGUUUCUGAUUCUUAUAUUUACUGUAUAUAAACAACAA
Sinocyclocheilus grahami is the source of this 981-nucleotide messenger RNA. It is a transcript of the gene asgr1a, whose product is annotated as asialoglycoprotein receptor 1a. NCBI's taxonomy places the organism in Eukaryota, Metazoa, Chordata, Actinopteri, Cypriniformes, Cyprinidae. Bases 207 to 839 code for a protein of 210 amino acids. The record is from RefSeq and is a predicted model, not a curated record. The transcript is spliced from 8 exons.